GAUGGCUCUAGGGAAAGGAGACGGCCUUAGAGGCUCCCAAACUGGACGGGGAGGGGGUUGGCCGGAGAAAGCUGCGUGGAAGAGCGACAGUGCCCAGGCCUCCCCAGGACGUGUGAAUCUUUCAGCGGCGCCUCUUCCUAGGAGCGACAGGGAGAAACCGCGCCAGCAACCAGGAGAGCGAGGCGCGUCUUUGGAGUGGAGGACCGGGCCACCAAGCCGCUCUCUGUUCCUGCCGGGGUCGGCGAUGCGCUCGGGGUGGGUCCGGCAGCCUUUCCGAGGAGGAGGAGGAGGAGGCAAGCGAGGCGCGGGCGCUCCGGCAGAAAAGACAAAGGCUUCUUCUGAGUGGAGAGGCCGCUCCUGAGGCGGGGACUGCAGCCGUCGAGGGGCGGGCCGGGGGCGGGCGCUGGAGCCGCAGCGGGCAGGCAGAGCAACGGCGUCGGCGGCAGGAGAAGGUGGAGGGAGCCGUUCUUCGGUGCGCACCGGUAUGGAGGCAGGGGCGAGAAGGAGGGCGGCGGCGGCGACGCUGGCGGGGCGGUGACCGGGGCCGUCGGGCGGCGGCGAUGCGCCCGCCCCGGCCAUGGAGGAGCGCUGGCACCGGGGGCUGGCGGCGCUGGUGAUGCUGCUGCUCUUCGGGGGGCUGGUGCUGCAGUACGUGUGCCCGGGUAGCGAGUGCCAGCUGCGGCAGCGCCUGGCCGAGGCCGCCCCGUCCGCCCUGCUGGCGCGCCAGGCCGGCCAGGGAGGGGACCCUUACCGGGCGGAGGACGAGAGCCCUCCGCGCUUCGUGCCGCGCCUGAACUUCUCGGAAGCCGACCUGCUGCGCCGCGUGGACUUCCAGAUCGCUGGCGACGAUCUGAUCGUUUUCCUGCACAUCCAGAAGACAGGCGGCACCACCUUCGGGCGCCACCUGGUGCGCAACAUCCAGCUGGAGCAACCUUGCGAGUGCAAGGCCGGGCAGAAAAAGUGCACCUGCCUCCGGCCGGGCAAGCGAGAGACCUGGCUCUUCUCCCGCUUCUCCACUGGCUGGAGCUGCGGGCUCCACGCCGACUGGACCGAGCUGACCAACUGCGUCCCGGCCGUGGUGGACAGCAAAAAGGACGCCAAGCUGCGCCCCACCAGAAACUUCUACUACAUCACGAUCCUCCGGGACCCGGUGUCUCGGUACUUGAGCGAAUGGAGGCAUGUCCAAAGAGGAGCAACCUGGAAAGCAUCAUUGCAUGUCUGUGACGGGAGAUCACCAACUUCCGAAGAGCUGCCCAGCUGUUACUCGGGGGAUGACUGGUCUGGCUGCUCCUUGCAGGAGUUCAUGGACUGCCCGUACAAUCUCGCCAACAACCGCCAGGUCCGCAUGCUGGCAGACCUCAGCCUGGUGGGAUGCUACAAUUUGUCUGUCAUGCCAGAAGAGCAGCGGAACAAGGUUCUUCUGGACAGUGCCAAGGAGAACCUGAAGCGGAUGGCUUUCUUUGGCCUGACGGAGUUUCAGAGGAAGACUCAGUACCUCUUUGAGAAGACAUUUAACAUGGUCUUCAUCUCCCCGUUCACACAGUACAAUAGCACACGAGCCUCCAGUGUGGACAUUGACGAAGAGACCCAGAAGCACAUCGAGGCUCUCAAUUUUUUAGACAUGGAGCUGUAUGAAUAUGCAAAAGAUCUUUUCCUGCAACGUUAUCAGUAUAUGAGGCAGAAGGAGCACCAGGAGGCGAGGCGGAAGCGCCAGGAGCAACGGAAGAUCUGGAGAGCUAAGCAGAUCCACAGCAAGGAGCAGAGCAGCACAAAUGCAACAACUGACUACAUCGGGAGUGUGGAGCAGUGGCGAUAAUAACAGGGGGCGAGGUGUGUUUUUAGGGAGAUCCAGAUUUGAAAAGCCAGGGCAGGGUUGCAAAAUAGAGAGGAAGGAUGAAGCAGCCAAGCAAAUUUGUGCUCCUUUGAGGGCACAAGGAUACAAGGCUUCUGGCUUGUGGCCUUUGCCAAUGCUUUGUGCAUUAAAUGUCGUGCCCAGUGUGGGUUAACCUCACCUCUGUGUGUCUCAGAUCUGUCCCUUUCUAAAAACAACAAACCAUGCUGGCCUGUUUAAGCAGCAAUUUUUUGGAAAUGAUUGCUUGGGCAAAACCAAACAUAAAAACUGAUUGACAUGGUUAAAGCUGAAAAAGUUGGGGAACUUUUUAUUUUAUUUUUUUUGAGGUGGGGAAAGUAUGCUUUUGAUGGGCAGGGCAUGAGCUAUGGGUUGCCCAUCCACCCAUUUUGUCUUGCAAUGCUGGGGAUUCUGUGGCCUUACAGAUAGUCAAGACUACAAUUCCCAACAUCCUUGACCCAUUGGGCCGUGAAAGCUGGUGGGAGUUGGAGUGCAAAGAGACAUAGAGGGUGGCAGAUGUUCCCUGAUCUGUAGCCUUCUGGGGAAAUAUCCAACACUGUUCUUUUCAGGCCAACUCAGCCCCUUAUCUCCAGGAUGAAAGCUUUUUCAGCUUGGCAUUAGCCAUCAGAGUGACGGUCUGUUCCGUUUGGUAGCAGAAGUUUUAAUAAGGACUGUGGUGGCCAUAGUGAGCCCCACUGAAUACUGUCGUUUGGGGGCCACAUUUCUGCUCCACGUCAUAAGAUCUCAUCAUAUGAGGUUGGACAGAAGAAUAUUGAGGUCCUUUCCAACUCUACAGUUCUACGAUUCUUUGUUAUACAAGGUCUGUGGAGCCUGCCUCCAAAGGUAGUUUGGGAUGUUUGGGGCAAAUAAAACACCCAUUUCCCAGAGUUUGGGAGUUCAAGGCAUGAUAGUCAUGAUUGUGCUUUGCUAGGUGGCUUCCACAUGGGAAACACACAACCAGAAUAAAGCAUCCCAUUGGAAUAUCUCUCACCCCCCCCCCGUUAUUUUAUUUCAUGAAUGUAUUUUCAUAGGCCAACUGCUUUUAGCACAUACCAAAUAUGAAUUCUGAUUAACGGGGUGUCUGAAGAAGAAAAUACAUUGGCUUUUUAACAAAGAAUAGAAGGGUUUUGUCUAUAAUUAUUUAUAACUCAUUUUUAAAAAUCUUCCUACUGCUGUUAAUGAAUUUUAAGCUUGUUUCAUUUCAUGUUCAAUUGGAGUUGAGAAUAUUCUCUCAAUGAUCUGGAGGACAUUUAGACUAGCUUAAUACAACAACAGAAAAAUACUGUUACAGAAUUACUUUGUGCAAUUGAAUUGGAAUCCAUUUUGAAGAUGUUGGGAUGGGGAGAGAGGCAACUCUUGUUUUCCUGUCCAGUUUCAACAACUCUCCUUGGAUUUGAUCAUUUUGUAUAUUGCUGCCCAGAACGUUUUCGAUCGAAGCUGUAUUUUUUAAAAGGAUUUAUUAGGGAGGGGAUAUGGCUGGACUGGUGGUUUGCUUUUGAUCCGCUCUUUCUAGUAUGAUGCAGAAUUUGAGCUCUCAUUUUUGUAAUAUUUGUGAGCCCAUCAAGGAGUCCUAGGGGGUCUCCCAUCCAGACACCUGCUAGACCCAGACCUGCUUAGCUCCAGCCUCGGGUGCCUUCAGACUGUGACUUAGGGCCUCAUGGUCCUUCUGAGGCGCAUAGAGUUGAGAAAGGGAGAGAGGGCUGAGCCACAGACUUUGAAAUAGCCAUAUUUCUUACAUUUGGUGCCAGCUCAAUACCAGAAUUACUCUUCUGCCGCCACUUGAAAUGCUUGCCCUGUUCUAACAAGGGAAAGUCACGUGCAGAAGACAGCCUGAGUAUGGAUCUUCUUUGCUGAUUUGCGAACAAGUGCUUGCAGGUACCUGAAACAGGUAAUAAGCAUAUGAAAUUGCCUUAUACUGAGUCUGAUUAUUCGUUCAUCUAGCCCAGAGUUUUCUGCUCUGAUGGAUUGUGGCUCCCCACAGAAUCUGGCUGGCCACUAUGUCAACAGGAUGCUAGACUAAAAGUGUCGUUUGUCUGAUCUAGCAGGGCUUUUCUCGUGUUCUGUUGGGGUCUUUCCCAGCCCUACUGCUUGAGAUAGGCGGUGGUUUUUAAUGGUGAUGGAACCUAUUGCCUUUCGCUCUUCCUCUGUGUGGAGAAGGGCUGUAUCUCAGUGGUGGAGCACAUUCUCUACAUGCCAAAGACCUUUGAACAUACGGAGGUCAAAGGGAUUAAUCUUUGAUGCUGUGAAGAAAACUGCCCUUCAUGCCGGAGACUAGGCAGUUUUCGGACAUGGUGAGUGACUUGGAGCAAAGGACCUCCAUCGUGCCCAAACACCACAGAAUAGUCCUGUGAGUUAGUCCUCAGGGCAUUAGGUCAGCUAAACCUCCCCUUUUUAAAUUACUUUUGAGACUGUGAUGAAUUACGACUGAAGGGAUCUGUGUGCCCCCUGAAACUUUCACAGUGAAUGCAAACCGACUGCUAUCAUAAGAAGAGGCAAUUAUUAACGAUUAACAGAAUGGAAACGAAACAAAAAGCAUGUUUUAAUUGUCUGCAACGAAGAAAGAUUAUAAAUAGAUAGGGGUGCUCUGCUUGUUAAGAAUUUUGAUUUUACAUUGUUUUUAACUCUCCAUCCCUUUUGAGGAAGUGCUAGCCACAAAAGUGAAACUAAGCUCUCCAACUGUGUGUAAGAAUGUACUUACUUAAGGAGACAGACGCAAUUUUUUAAGGCAGUCUGUUAAGGUGGAGAGUGAGUUCUUAAUUAGACCAAUGGCACUCAGUAUGGAGAAAAUACUGUUGAACACCCCAUUGACUGUUGGUAUCAUGCAGCAAUUAUUGGAUGAGCAAUCAAAAGAGCUCAGAACUGAGAUAAAUAAAAUGGUGAAUGAAAAUGUUUCAGAGAAAGGUCAGAUUAAAGGAGACAUGGAACUUUUGGGAAAUAAUACUUAGAAAAAUCUGCCAGAACAUGAAAGUGGAAUGGUGAAGUGGGAAGCAGCAGAUGAUGAAAUGGGCCUUCAAACAGGUGCCUGGAGGAGUGAAACAGUCAAGCAAUGGAGUUGUGAUUCUGGACGACUGGAAUGAAACCAUUGGCGGAGAGAUUAAGAAACAUUCUGAGAUGGCACAGAUAAGAGUCUACAAUUUGAAAUGAAUUCAAAGGGGGAAACUAUCAAGCUUCUGGUGAUGCACUUGGAAAAAGAAUGGAAGAAGUGGAAAUGUUUUACAUUAGUAGGAUGCCUCGAAAUGAAAGAAGUUCUUCUUUUUCUCCUGCUAAACUAGGAUGGAAAAUUAAUGAAUUAAUGAAUAUUCAUGAAAUUAAUAUUAAUGAAUAUACAAAAGAAAUUAAUAUUAAUGAAUAUACAAUAAAUAACUAUGGAUUGAUAUUUUAGUAUACGAUCACAACAGAGAGAUUCCUUUAUGAAUAGAGAUUAACGAUUUAUUGUUUUUUAACUGUGGAAGGGUUGCUGGAAUUCCUUGGAGAUAAAUUCAUCAUACCGGAUUGAAGUCUUGAUUUUCAAUGAUGAUAACAAUGGGAGAGCCCCCUUUAGACUUUGUGUGGAAGGGGAAAUGAUUGAACUUGAGGUCUGGGGUUGAAGAUUGGGAAAACACCAUCUAACAGAACAAGGAGCAGCUGGAUAUUAUCAUGGAAUACAGCUAGAUACCAUCCUGAACACUCAGAAUAUUAAACAAUAUUUAUAUAUAUAAUUGACAGGCAAAGAAUAAGAAGUUUUCUUUAUUUCUUUUCUCUCUUUUCAUCUUUUUAUUAUCUUUAUCUUCCUCUCUUCUUUUUCUUUUAUCUAAUUUGUUUUUCUUUAUGUUUUGUUCUGUCCUUUGAUGUCCUCUACUCUGGGUUAAUGAGGGUGAUGGCUGACUGGUGGAGGACCUGCGUGAGAGGCAGGGAAGGGAAGAUCUCUCAGAGGGAGAAAAGGAAGCUCCCAGGUGAAAGCUAGGAGGGUCUGCCCCCUUUUGUUUGAGCCGAGGGUUAGGAGGAUCUACUUUUGUAUUCUCCCCCUCCCCUUUCUCUUUUCCUUUCCUUUUUUCUUUCGUCGUUGUUUUUAUUUGGAUUUGGGUUUUUCCUUUAUUGUAUUGUAAGAUGAAAAGUUUUAAUUAAAAAUAUAUAUGCAAAAAAGAAAUUCCAGGGAAGUUGCUGCCAUUCAUUGUGGACAAUACUGCCCUCUGACUCAGAAUAAGGCAACUUUCUAUGUGCCACUGAGCUCGCCUGCCUCUUCCGCCCCACUUCCAAAUUAGAUACUAAUGUGUUACAACUAGGUCUGGGAUCCCUGAGUUGGAGGAUGAUCAGGUUUGUUUAACGUGACAAGUCUGCAUGUUCCUGCACCUACAAAACUUGGGACCGUUGUCAGAUACGCUUCUGCCUACCACUUAAAUGUGAAGUUUCUCCUAGUGAGCAAUGUUUUCCAAGGGACUAUAGAUGACUGUAGGUCUCUAAGCCAGCCACCUUUUGCAUCUUGUAAGACAUUUGCAUCUUAAGAGUGGGCCACUGAUUGCGUUUAAAAACGGCCACCAUAAGUUUCCCAAAUGUCUACCAGCACCCAACUAACUCUGGUUGACUGGGGCUGGUGAGAGUUGUCAGCCAAAACCUCUGGACCGCACAAGGUUGGCAAAGGCUGUGCUAGAACUUUAGGGUCGUUAAGAGAAUAUACAAUUUAGUUGCAUUUUCUCUGUUGCUGGGAGACCAGCUGGGAGGCAAGGAACUGGACAAUUUAACAUGCUUGGACAAGGCAAAUCUCUAUGCAAAAAUCUUGUGAAUAUGAUGGUGAUAAAAGAACAGGCUCUUCUACUUGAUAGUCUAAUGAGAACUGAUGUUAAUUUUGGUCUAUGCACUCAGUAGCUGAUUUUUCUUUUAAUGGCCUGGGUUUACUUAGCUUAACCUUCCAUCUGAUCUGCAGGGCUGGAGGCACCUGAGGAUGAUGUUUCCUUACUUCAUGCAUACUAAAUCUUAACUGGGCUCCUUUUGCACUAUAUGCCAUUUAUAUGUGAGAUUAAUCAAGUAAGGCUGGGGCCCCAGCCUAUACGAGAGGCUUCACCAAAAUAGACAUUGCAACAACAAUGCUACCCAUGUCUUCCUGCUUCACAGAGCAGCCCUAACCAUGUCUGUUCAGAAUUAACUCGCGUUGAGUUUAAUGGAGCCCACACCCAGGACGUGGCUGUAGGGUUAAAGCCUACCUUCUCCAAAGUUUAUUGCAUCAGGCAAUCUUUCAGAGGCCUAGUGGGUUUGCUAAACUUCAAAAAUUUACAAGUGGGGAGGGAAAAGCCAGCACUGGCAAAAUGCAAAGAAUGAGUGUUUAAAAUGCCAGUCUGGCAUUUCCAGUGGAAUUCCUUGGUUUUCACAGGGAGGGCAAUGCGCUCUUGAAACCAGAGGGGGCUGCCUGUGCUGGGUGUCGGUUUGAAGCACCCUGCCUGAUGUAGGAGAUGCAACCUCGUUUUUAUGCUGUGCUCUGCAUGGUUUACAAAAUAAUAAAAUACUAAACCCUUUCCUUUACUUUGUGUAUACUGUUUGUUGUAUAUAAGGGAUGUGUGCAUAUAAGGAUUCAAUUUUGUCAUAACCACGCGGAUUCAGUUGCUUUCCACUAUAGGCCGCUAUCUUGCUGUGUAGUUUUACGAUGACAAAAAAGGGGGUUUGGGAAGGAAAGGAGUUCCAUUGACUUUGAUUGUGUAAUUUAACAAUAGAGUUGAUAAAAUAAACAUUAAUUGCAGUC
This is a messenger RNA of Podarcis muralis (Common wall lizard), 7559 nucleotides long. It is a transcript of the gene HS6ST2, whose product is annotated as heparan sulfate 6-O-sulfotransferase 2. NCBI's taxonomy places the organism in Eukaryota, Metazoa, Chordata, Lepidosauria, Squamata, Lacertidae. Gene Ontology annotation, cellular component: membrane. The record is from RefSeq and is a predicted model, not a curated record. Gene Ontology annotation, molecular function: heparan sulfate 6-sulfotransferase activity.